Linum trigynum is the source of this 632-nucleotide messenger RNA. Lineage: Eukaryota; Viridiplantae; Streptophyta; Magnoliopsida; Malpighiales; Linaceae. The record is from the annotation of a GenBank genome assembly.
CCCCACAACCGCCGCCGUCUUCUCCCUUCUCCCUCCUCCCUCCGACCACCCCAACCGGACCUCCCUCCCCUCGAUGGCGUCCCUCCCUCCCCUCUCACUCCCCCCGAUGGCGUCCCUCCCUUACCCCUCGCCGUCGCCGCCACCUCAGCUCUCCGCUCCCCUGCCGGCCGCGUCGUACGUCGAGCACCAGAAGGAGACGGCCACCUCUGCUCCCCGCUCCCCUGCCUGCCGCCGCCGUCACGAUCAGGAACGACGUCAACGUCAAGAAGGAGACGGUUCAGAUCGAGGAGGAUGAGGAGAAUCCCGGUAGUUUCCUCGUCGCGCUCACCAUCGUCUCUGCAAUUGGAAGGAGGAAUUCCAUUGGAAUGGUAUGUCUUUUUUUUAAAUGGUAGUCAUUUUUUUUAAAUGGUAAUCAUUUUUUUCGUAGUGGUAGUGUUAUUGUCGUAUUGGUAUAGUUUUUGUCGCAUUGGUAUUGAUUUUGUCGCAUUGGUAUUGAUUUUGUUACAUUGGUAUUGAUUUUGUCGCAUUGGUAGUGAUUAAAUCUGCAAUGGUAUUGAUGUUUUGUGAAAUGGUAGUGUUUUUAUUUCUUGAAUAGUAGUUUUCGUGUAAUGGUAUAAAUUUAUUUCUGCAAU